AGCUAAACUGAGGUGGGGAUGAAAAAUCAUCAUUUAGUUAGCUCGCUGCUAGCUGCCUAUAGUUGAAGUGUAAUGAGCUUAGUAGCCCAAAUUUAGAAUAUUUGUUUACUUUUUGGUAGGGACGACGACGACCCUUUGACACCAAGGAUGGACAUAAGCUAACAAUGACGGGGGAGAAAAAGAAGAAGAAGCGGCUGAACCGCAGCAUUCUUCUUGCAAAGAAAAUUAUAAUAAAAGAUGGAGGAAGUCCUCAGGGGAUCGGCGAGCCCAGUGUCUACCAUGCUGUGGUGGUCAUUUUCCUGGAGUUUUUCGCAUGGGGUCUUCUCACUACCCCGAUGCUCUCGGUUUUACAUCAGACAUUCCCCCAACACACAUUCCUGAUGAAUGGACUCAUUCAUGGCGUGAAGGGCCUGUUAUCAUUUUUGAGUGCUCCUCUGAUUGGAGCAUUGUCAGACGUUUGGGGGCGCAAGUCCUUCUUGCUGCUAACGGUCUUCUUCACAUGUGCACCCAUUCCACUGAUGAAGAUCAGCCCAUGGUGGUAUUUUGCAGUCAUCUCCAUGUCUGGCGUCUUUGCCGUCACCUUCUCUGUAAUCUUUGCUUAUGUGGCAGACAUCACGCAAGAGCAUGAGAGGAGCACAGCAUAUGGCUUGGUAUCUGCCACCUUUGCAGCCAGCCUGGUUACCAGUCCAGCCAUCGGGGCCUAUCUGUCUACUACCUACGGUGACACGUUGGUGGUGAUCUUAGCCACAGCCAUCGCCCUACUGGACAUCUGCUUCAUACUAGUGGCUGUACCAGAGUCUCUGCCAGAGAAAAUGAGGCCCGCCUCGUGGGGAGCUCCCAUCUCUUGGGAGCAGGCGGACCCCUUUGCUUCUUUGCGUAAAGUAGGCCAGGACUCUACAGUUCUCCUCAUCUGUAUCACAGUGUUUCUGUCCUACCUCCCUGAAGCUGGACAGUACUCCAGCUUCUUCCUCUAUCUCAGACAGGUCAUAGGGUUCACCUCUGAGACGGUGGCUGCCUUCAUUGCAGUUGUAGGGAUCCUCUCCAUAUUGGCUCAGACGGUGGUGUUGGGGAUCCUGAUGCGCUCUAUAGGGAAUAAAAACACCAUCCUGCUCGGCCUCGGCUUCCAGAUCCUCCAGCUGGCCUGGUAUGGCUUUGGCUCCCAGCCUUGGAUGAUGUGGGCAGCUGGAGCCGUUGCAGCCAUGUCCAGCAUCACCUUCCCAGCCAUCAGCGCCAUCGUGUCCCGUAACGCAGACCCUGACCAGCAAGGUGUUGUCCAGGGGAUGAUCACUGGCAUUCGAGGUCUCUGUAACGGUUUAGGUCCGGCUCUUUACGGCUUUGUCUUCUACUUGUUCCAUGUUGAGCUGACAGACUCAGAAGGCUCAGAUAAAGGAGCCAAACCCAAUAUGGCCAACCCCACUGACGAGAGUGCCAUCAUCCCCGGCCCUCCCUUUCUCUUCGGAGCGUGCUCAGUGCUGCUGUCCCUGCUGGUGGCCCUGUUCAUCCCGGAGCACACGGGGCCCGGCAUGCGGCCCGGGGCCUAUAAGAAGCACAGCAACGGAGCCCAGAGUCAUUCCCACAGCCCUCAGGGCAGCGGAGCGGAGGGCAAGGAGCCGCUGCUGGAGGACAGCAGCGUAUAACCUCAGCUAAUGGGGGCACAUACCCCGUUAAAAAAGACCCUUAGUAUGGACAGAUGCACACGUUUUACCACAAGGACGCAUCAGAGUGCCGUGGAGAGUUUGUUCAAAUGUCCACAGCACAAAAGUGGGUCCUCCAUGAAGCCGUAGUUUGUCUAAAGGCAGGGUUUGACGAGGACUUUCUGAAGAGCCUGUUUGAAGAAUCUCUGAUUAGUAUUUUUUGGUUUGAGUGAAAGAGAUGCCGCUCAGCUGGACGCCAUUUUCUCUGCAGGUCUAUCAGAGUGGAAAACACAUCAGCACGUCGCCCCUUCCUGAAGCAGAGCUGAACCCAGUCAAGUGCAAGAGGCUUUGUUUAUUUAAAAUGUUGCUAAAAACCUGUGUGAGUCUUGAUAUUGGUUUUGUCCAGUCGGAGUGUAACCAACACUAGGGCACUCGUACUGAAAAGCUAACUUCUGUACAAACGCUUGUCUCUGUUUUCUGCAAGGGAAACACAGUUCUUCCUGUGUGUGCACAGCGACUUUAGGCUGUAAGAGGAGGGCUGAACAACCGCUGCCUGACAUCCGCUGGGAUGGUCGACCUGUUCAGAAAGGUGUCAGGACCACAGAUUUAUUCAGAUAUCUGACUUCUCACAGAGAGAAGCGCAGGAAAGAGACCACUUCAUUAGCUGAAGUCUUUUUUUUUUUCUUUUCAAUGUUUACCUGCAGUUCUCUAGAUUCAUAGUACGGUUUGGGUUGUACAUUUUUAUCUGAGCAAACCCAAGGCUAGUUAUGCUUCAAGUUUUUAAUUCAAGACACAAACGAUGCCUUGAAGUGACUUACCGUUAAAGAUAAACAUUGCAUAACCUGUAUGAAGACCAAGGUCUGAGAAGGCUCUGUAAUCUACUCUGUCGCUCCCAUCGGAGUUGUUGGACACUUUUUAUUCCUCGCAUUUCUCCCUUUCUUGUCUGAUUUGGUUUAUGACAUGGAUCAGCAUUAAGAGCCCCAUUGUUGUCUCCUUUCUUUUUUACUGUAAAAGCAUCAGCACCAUGAGAGCUAGCGAUCAGCAAGUCGGUGUCCACACUGACUUUUAACACCAUAUUUCUGGUGUUGGUAUCAUUAAACGAUUUACGAGAAUAUCAGUGAUCCUGCUGCAGCAGGAGAUUCUUUUCCUUUUUGAACCGAUGAGAUGAUUUUUCUACGGAUUGAUUAAAAACGGACGGUUUCAUUUGAUCUCAUGUUUUAAACUGCCAACUAAAGUAGAUUUCUCCAACAUGCAUCCCUUCCUUUAGCUGUGCGGAUCCUCUUAUUAACAGGGUUCUUUAAGUAUGAAGGCUGAUUUUAGUCAGAGAUAAAAACAAUGGAAAAACUUUUGUGUAAUGUUUUCCCUAUCCAACUAUCUAAAGAAUUUUCCGCUUUUAAACAUUACUUCCUCGUCUUUCUGUCGCUUCUUCAUUCUUGCUGUUUUUCUUUCUUUACUCUUCCUUACUUCCCUGUUUCUUACCUUUUCCCUCCUGUUCUUCCUUUGAUUCCUUCCUUGUCUCCUUAGUGGUAUCCUACCUCCUCUCUUCCUACACUUUUAUCCCUCCUUCAGUCUUGAUAGUUGCUUCUGAAACAGAUUUCCAUCACAGCUGCUUGUUUUGGCACCUUAACUGAAGCUGAAUUAAGGUUUUGUUUUUUGUUUUUUCACAGUUCAUCAAAACUUUUCCAACCAUCCCAUCUUAACUCUUUGCUAUUUUGUUUUUUUUUUUUUAUAUAGUUUAAGGGAAACAAAUUCAACCUGCCACACCACAGUCAACCCCAACAAACAACAUAUAAACUAACUCUGACUAAAAUUAAUUAUUUUUUGUUUUCUUCUGGUCUGCAUUUCCAUCAAAUCAAAUGAUUUUUUGAAUCCUUCCUCUUACUUUUUGUGGAAAUGUAAUUUUCCAAUAAUGGUGGUCCGUGCAGCCCAGUGAGCCACACACAGACAGAAUUAGAGGCAUUGUUAUAAAACAUCGUUCUAAGACUAAAAUCCAUGUUGAUGCUGUAGAACCCAACUUGGCCUGCAGGUGGCGAUCCAGUUCAUCUUAUAUUGUAGUUUGGUUGUUUUUGGGGCAGGGAUUGCAAUCCCAACAGGUUUUUAUUUACUUUUCCAUGUUUGUUUUUCUGCAGAAAAAUUCAAAUAUCUUAAUCAUGCCUCUAAUAGUGAACCUGUGUUUAAAAACUCUUACAGCUCACAUGUGUGCCAAAUUUGUUUGAUUUUGCUUCUUUUGUACUCUUUAUGCACUUGAAAAUUUCAAUUAUUUUCUUGGUUUCUUAUUUGUCUUAAUAUCUUUUGCUGAGAUUUAACUUCAAAUGCUGUCUUUUUUUUAAGCUUUUUAAGUCUUUAUAGGGAACUUUCCCUGCUUUUGUUUUUCUUACACUGUAAAGCAUCAGCUCUCUUCAUCUUUUCAGCCUUGGUCUUCAUUUAACAAGCAUUUCACAGUUUUUGUAUUUUUUUUUUCCCUGUUCUGAGUGUAUUUGUGUGUUUACCAGAUUGAUAUCUGAAUGUUCCACAUCAUUUUGACCACAUAACUUAUCUGAGCCUGCCACCAUUUUUAUUUGCCCAGUGAGACUUAAGAGUCUUUCUAAAUUCAUCUUUUAUUGGAUGAAGCAGAAAGGUAAACUCGUGUCCCAAUCCUAUUUAAAUUAACAAUCUGCACUGGCCUCCAUGUACACUCUAAGCAGACGACAGUAAAAGUACAAAGAUCAUCUGUACAUGCAGCAAAUGUAAAUAUAUACUUGUCGCUCGAGAAACUGGCCCAAUCUUGGUCCCAUUUGGUCGUAUGAUGCAGUUACAUAUUUCUAAAAGCGUAUCUGUUAUUAGCCACUCUUUAUUUUUAGUACAACGUGGUUUGUGGCCUGAACCCCCUUCUCUGUGUGCCUAAAAUUAGCCAAGAAAUGUGUAUGACAACGCAAGUAAACGGUGGUUAUUAUGUAAAUACGGGAAACUAAUGAUAAACUAUUUAUUAAAGGUUUAUU
Messenger RNA from Cyprinodon variegatus (sheepshead minnow), 4612 nucleotides. It is a transcript of the gene slc71a1-2, whose product is annotated as major facilitator superfamily domain containing 14A. Bases 165 to 1637 code for a protein of 490 amino acids. Gene Ontology annotation, cellular component: membrane. The transcript is spliced from 12 exons. NCBI's taxonomy places the organism in Eukaryota, Metazoa, Chordata, Actinopteri, Cyprinodontiformes, Cyprinodontidae. The record is from RefSeq and is a predicted model, not a curated record. Gene Ontology annotation, biological process: transmembrane transport. Gene Ontology annotation, molecular function: transmembrane transporter activity.